Messenger RNA from Phaeoacremonium minimum UCRPA7, 2049 nucleotides. Its product is annotated as putative mitochondrial chaperone bcs1 protein. The record is from RefSeq and is a predicted model, not a curated record. The coding region runs from base 1 to 2049 and encodes 682 amino acids. Gene Ontology annotation, molecular function: ATP binding; ATP hydrolysis activity. Gene Ontology annotation, cellular component: mitochondrial inner membrane. NCBI's taxonomy places the organism in Eukaryota, Fungi, Ascomycota, Sordariomycetes, Togniniales, Togniniaceae. Gene Ontology annotation, biological process: protein insertion into mitochondrial inner membrane from matrix; mitochondrial respiratory chain complex III assembly. The transcript has a single exon.
AUGGCCGACCCUGCCUCCUGUAGUCCUGCCGCGGGAACUCAAAUUACCGGCGCAGAUUUCCAAGCAGCGCAGCCCCCUCAACUGCAACUCCUGGAUUUCUUCUUCCCGGGAUUUUCUGUGAUAUCCGGCGCGGUCGUCAAGUACCUCAAGAUCGAUCUCAACGUCUACAUUCCCAUGCUGCUGCUCCUCGGCGGCUUGAUCGUGGCAUGGCGCUACUUCAGCGAAUACUUCUGGGGCCAGCUCGAGUCCCACUUCAUGUCGACGGUCGACAUCCGAACCGACGAUGAGAUCUACAACAUGAUCAUGGCCUGGGUGGCUGCCCAGCGCUUUGCGCAAAAGUCGCGCCGAUUCGUGGUCAACACUAACCUGAAUUCGCGAUCCUGGUUCCUCUGGCGCUGGGACUACGAUGACGACGAGGAUGAUGGCGCCGAAGACAUGGACGGGACUGAGCGUCGGGCUAAGAAGAAGGCUCUUCAGUACACACCCACGUUUGGAAGCCAUUACUUCUGGUACAAGGGACGGCUCCUGAUCUUCCGCCGUUCCCAGAACCGGGAGCAGGCUGCGUUCCUGGUCGUCAGCGAGCGAGAGGAGGUCUCAGUCUCUUGCUUCGGCCGCAACCCCUGGGUCCUCAAGGAGCUUCUGCUGGAGGCUCGCGCUGCGUACAUGAAGAAGGACGAGCACAAGACUCUUAUUUACCGCGGCACCACUAAGGCUGGAAGCACGGAGCCUACUUGGCAACGUUGCAUGUCCAGGACAUCUCGUCCCUUUUCAACUGUCAUUCUUAAUGAGAAGGUCAAGAACGACCUGAUCGAUGAUGUUACGGAUUAUCUCAAUCCUGCCACCCGACGGUGGUACUCGAACCGAGGUAUCCCCUACCGCCGAGGCUACCUUCUUUACGGCCCUCCUGGAACUGGCAAGUCCUCACUAAGUUUGGCUCUGGCUGGCUUUUUCAAGAUGAGAAUCUACAUCGUCAGCCUCAGCUCUGUCACCGCCAACGAGGAGAAUCUCGCCGCUCUCUUUGCUGAGCUUCCUCGCCGCUGCGUCGUCCUGCUCGAAGAUAUCGACACUGCCGGUCUGACUCACACUCGUGAGGAGAACAAGACCCAGGAGGCGGGCGGUUCCGACAUGGUGCCCGGCCAGGUCACGCCUGGUCAGACCCCCGCCGUUCCCCUCCCCACUGGACGACUGUCGCUCUCCGGCCUGCUCAACAUCCUCGACGGUGUCGCCUCUCAGGAGGGCCGUGUGCUCAUCAUGACCACCAACCACCUGGAGAAGCUCGACAAGGCCCUGAUCCGCCCUGGUCGUGUGGACAUGAUCGUCAAGUUCGACCUCGCAGACGGCGGCAUGAUCGCAUCUAUUUUCCGCGCCAUCUUCGCGCCUCUCGAGGGCGACGACCGCCCGAAGAUUGCCUCUAAAGAUGACGAGAAGGCUCUCGUUGACCCUGAGGAGGUCAAGAAGCAGGUUGCUGCUGAGCAGGCCCAGAAGCAGGAGAUCCUCGCCAAGGUGGACCGGCUCGCCGAAGAGUUUGCGGCCAAGAUUCCUAGCCACGAGUUCAGCCCGGCUGAGCUCCAGGGAUACUUGAUGAAGAACAAGCGCGAUCCUGACGCGGCUGUGGCCGGUGCCCAAGAUUGGAUAAUUUCCACAAGACGAGAGAAGAAAGAAAAAGAAUUGAAAGAGGCCGAGGAAAAACGCAAGAAAGAAGAGGAGGAAAAUAAGAAGGAGGAGGAGGCCAAGAAGAAAGCCGAAGAGGAGAAGCAGCUGAAGGACGAGGAAGAGAAGAAGAAACGCAAGGAGGCCAAGAAGAAGCAGAAGCGCAAGGAGAAGGCUCGCAAGAGUGGAAAGGCCUCUGAUACUGACUCUUCUUCCGAGGAUUCAUCCGAUUCAGAGGUCGAGAAGGAUGAUACCUCGAAGACAGAGUCUAAGCCGGAGGACUCAAUUGCCGACACGGUUGAGAAAGCAGAACCGGUGGGCGCCGUCGACCAGGUGAAGAAGGUUGCUGACGGAGACCGACCCCGGACCGGCACCGAUUCCGGAUAUGGCACCCCGUGA